Molecule: messenger RNA, 806 nt
Organism: Magallana angulata
Lineage: Eukaryota; Metazoa; Mollusca; Bivalvia; Ostreida; Ostreidae
Exons: 9
Coding region: 62-598 (178 amino acids)
Source: RefSeq, a predicted model, not a curated record
UUGAUUCUAAAGCUACACACUGGAGGAGUUUAUCAUUAUAGAAAUUCACGUAAAAAACAAUAUGUGGUUUGGGAACGUUCUUUUAAUUUUUGGCAUAAUUGGGGUAGCAUUUUCAGAUGACUGUCGUUUUGGAUCGGGAAAUCUUAAAGGGUGUCCAUAUGGAGGUAAAUGUAUACCUUUCGGCAAGGAAUGGUAUGUCGAAAAUGGAGAGGUCCUCAGAUGUGUGGGAAACAAGAAACACUACUUUCUAGAGUCCGUUACAGGAGGUUUUUGUAAAGACAGAAGUGGAUUUAAAGGUUGUUUAUAUCAAGGCAUAUGUCAGGAAUUUGACUCAACCUGGAAAGAUUUUAGAGGCGCAGAACUUAAAUGCAAGAAGGAUGAAAAACGGGGAUUUAAAAUCGAAACUAUAAAAGCAGGGCCUUGUCGCAAUUUAAAGAACGAAUAUAUUGGAUGUUUGUAUGAGGACAAAUGUUACCUUUUCGACAGACAAUGGGUAACAAAAGACUGCCAAACUAUAGAAUGCAAAGGAAACAAGUGGAGUUUUAGAAAUCAAGUUAUAAAGAAAGGUUUAAAGAAUGCAGAUGGAUCGUGUAAAUAACUGAUUAAAAUGAUAACGGCAAACAGGCGGCACCUAUUUACGAGACGAUGUAUUUUCACGCACGUUGAAAAAUGAAAAAUAAAUAAGUUCUAUUACUUAGAGUGUUCACGUUUUCUUUGUAGAUAAUAUUAUUUGUGUGGUUUAUACUAUAUGUAAAACAUGAUCAAUGGAGUAUAAAGAAAUGUAAUUAACAACAAAGGACAUAUUA